Molecule: messenger RNA, 3366 nt
Organism: Xyrauchen texanus (razorback sucker)
Lineage: Eukaryota; Metazoa; Chordata; Actinopteri; Cypriniformes; Catostomidae
Product: serine/threonine-protein kinase DCLK2-like
Exons: 15
Coding region: 466-2535 (689 amino acids)
Biological process (GO): intracellular signal transduction; protein phosphorylation
Cellular component (GO): microtubule cytoskeleton
Molecular function (GO): protein kinase activity; ATP binding
Source: RefSeq, a predicted model, not a curated record
GCUGCCCGGUUACAGCGCGGUGCGCCCCUAAAACCUGCACACCGCACGCGUUCCAGGGUGGAUCGGGGUGGUUUUUGUUCUAUUAGAUUUCCUCAUUUGACCCGAAUUUCCCCGAUCAUCCGGUAUUUUGACGCGUAGGAUAACAGCUGGCGUCCGGAUUGUGUGACGCUCAUUUAUUUCUCAUUAGUUUAUUGGAAUCGUCGGGAAUAUUUUCUCCCAGUUAUUUGAAUGGCUGCAGGUUCCAGCUUGAUUCUUGGGCGUUUCAGCGCGACGCGUUUUACGGAAUAAACCGCCGGAACGCUUUUCUAGACAUGUAAAUGAUGCCGUCGUGCGUUAUCUACCCGGUAAACGCGCAGCGGCGCGUCCGCUCUGGUUGAUGACAAUAGCAGAUUUCACAGCGACACGUCACACAUCGCUGACGCGAGCAGAAUAAAGAACUCUCGGUUACCGGUUGGAAGAAAAGAAAUGUCUCUCAGUAGAAGUAUCGAGCUCGAGCACUUUGACGAACGCGACAAGGCGCACCGCUCCAAACGCGCGUUGGGUGGUUCGGGCGGUCCGGGAUCUCAGCAGGGUUCCCGCGCGAGCAGUCUGGUACCGAGUCCCGCGCACAGCGCCAACUGCAGCUUCUACCGAACGCGGACGCUUCAAGCGCUCAGCUCCGAGAAACGCGCGAAGAAGGUGCGCUUCUACCGGAAUGGAGACCGGUAUUUUAAGGGUCUUGUGUACGCGGUGUCAAACGACCGCUUCAGGUCAAUAGACGCGCUCCUGGCGGAGCUGACGCGCUCGCUCACGGACAACCUGCACCUGCCGCAAGGUGUGCGCAACAUCUACAGCGUGGACGGGUCGAAGAAGAUCGCGAGCCUGGAGGAACUCGUGGAAGGUGAGAGUUACGUGUGCGCCUCUAACGAGCCCUACAGAAAGGUGGACUACACGAAGAACGUCAACCCUAACUGGGGUUCUCGGCAGGCGGGGGCGGGGCCAGUGGUCGGAGCGGUGCCUGUUGGCGGAGUCGUGCAUCAGGGGGCCCAGCGCGCGGCUGGAGAAGCAAGGGAGAGUAAAGACUUUAUCAAACCCAAACUUGUGACGGUGAUCCGGAGCGGCGUGAAGCCUCAGAAGGCCGUGAGAAUUCUGCUGAAUAAGAAAACGGCGCACUCGUUCAACCAGGUGCUCGCCGACAUCACAGAAGCCAUCAAACUGGACUCCGGUGUGGUGAAGAGACUCUACACACUGGACGGCAAACAGUUAACGAGUCUGCAAGAUUUCUUCAGCGACGACGACGUUUUCAUGGCGUGCGGUUUGGAGAAGUUCCGUUACGCUCAGGAUGACGCUGCGAUUGGACACGCAGGGAAGGGCGCCACGGCAGCAUUCGUUAAUGAGUGUAAGAAAUCCAGACCAUCAGUUCCACCCAAGACAUGUGGGCCCAGAAGUUCUGGAGUGCCGAGAUCCAAAUCGCCCGUCUCUGCCAAUGAGGCUCCAGAGAGUCAGUCUUCACCAGUGACAUCAUCGAAAUCUCCAGGCAGCCUGAGAGGUUCUGUUCUUCAGGCAUCUCCCUCUCCAUCCCCCACCAGAGAUCUUCAUGAUGUAGAAGACCUCACUCCAGAGGUGAAUGGGAAUGAAGUUCAAUCGUCUGUCAUCACGGAGAAAUACAAAGUGGGAAAAGUCAUCGGAGACGGAAACUUUGCAGUAGUCAGAGAGUGUGUGAAGAGGUGUACAGGUCAGGAGUACGCACUAAAGAUCAUAGACAAACCCAAAUGCAGCGGGAAGGAGCACCUGAUAGCCAAUGAGGUGGAGAUACUACGGCGAGUGCAACACCCCAGUAUUAUUAUGCUAAUAGAGGAGCUGGACACACCCACUGAGCUGUAUCUCAUCAUGGAGCUUGUUAAGGGUGGCGACCUGUUUGACGCGAUCACUUCCUCUACGAAGUACACGGAGCGAGACGCCAGUGCGAUGCUGUUCAAUCUGACUGGAGCGCUCCGAUAUCUGCAUAGAAUGAACAUCGUACACCGAGAUAUUAAACCUGAAAACCUGCUGGUGUGUGAAUAUCCAGAUGGCACCAAGUCACUGAAGUUGGGGGAUUUUGGUCUGGCUACAGUCGUGGAGAGGCCGCUGUACACCGUCUGUGGAACGCCCACUUACGUCGCCCCUGAGAUUAUUGCAGAAACCGGGUACGGUCUGAAGGUGGACAUCUGGGCGGCGGGUGUGAUCACGUAUAUCCUCUUGUGCGGGUUUCCUCCAUUCCGCAGCGAGACGAACCAGCAGGAGGAGCUGUUUGACCAGAUCUUACUGGGCCAACUGGAGUUUCCCGCUCCAUACUGGGACAAUAUCAGCGCCUCUGCUAAGGAUUUAAUUGGUAAAAUGCUGCAGGUGAAUGUAGGUGCUCGUUACACGGCUGACGAGGUGCUGGAGCACCCGUGGGUGCAGGACGAUGCAAUGAUGGACACAAACAUGGCGUGUGAGAUGGAAGAUGCAGCAGAAUCAGAGUUCACACACAACGACACGGAAGCAGAGCGCCAUCACGAUGACAGCUGGCAGUAGCUGAUGAAUCUCUGGAUUUGAAGUCCCGAACACCAAAACCUCAACACUGAGACCAGACCAGACCAGACACUCUCUCAGUCCAUCAUUCUCACAUUUGAUCAUUCUGGAAUAUUCUGUAUCUGUUUAAUCGUCAUGUAAAAAUAUCUAAAGAAUAUUCAAACACAUAUUUGUCAGUGUGGAAGAACAUGUUUCCUUUAGAAUGAAGUUUUCUCUGUUUUACUUCUGGCAAAUAUCUUGUGUUGGUAAAAUCAUAAACGUUGCAACAUUAGGUUCAAUUUCUCUGAAAACAUCAAACCUUCUCAAGUAAAUAUGUCUUGUUUAAGAAUGUUUACAUACAGUAUUUUAUUCCUGGAAAUAAUAAAAACUAUAAAUGAAUGUUUGAUUUUCUGCAGCUCACCUCCCCUAUGCACACUGUAUACUUCCCAUACUAGUUCUGCAGUGUAUAGUGUGUAUACCGUGUGCAGUGUGUACACUAUCUGAAUGCAUGAGUGUGUCAGGAUUCACAAACAUCCUGGAAUAUGAAACGUUACACUUACAACUGCUGAUCCGGAGGGGAGAAACUCCGUCAAAAACACAGAAAUGCCCAAAUUAAAGCUUUGAUUUAAAUGGACGUGUGAAAUGGAGAUAAAUAAUCAAACAUAAUGUUUAUCCUUUUAUCUUCCUCGAGCUUACAAACAAUCCACCAAACCUGCAUCAGACCUUCAGACUGUUCUUCAAUAGUGUUGAACAGUGUUUAUUCCCUCUCUCUCUCUCUCUCCUGUAAUGCCUUUCAAUCUCUCUCGCUCUCUCUCUCCUGUAAUGCCUUUCAAUCUCGAUCUCUCUCUGUAUAUA